AUGGGAAUUACAUUAUGCAAGGGUUGUGGUUAUGGUAACAAUGAUACUCGGAAUAAGUGCUGGUGCUGUUGUUGGUAUUGUUAUUGCUGUUGCUGUUGCUCUUGUAACAAUAAUCGCCCGCAUAACAGUGUUGGUUUAGAUCCAGAAAAAAAAAUGCGUAUAUUGUUAUUGGGGCUGGCAGGAAGUGGCAAAACCGAAAUUGCCCAUCAACUAAUAAAAGCCAAACGUCAUGAUUAUCAGGCCACUAACGGGGCGCACAGCUACAACAUAAUACAUAGCGAUACCGUUUGUUCAUUAACGGAAAUUGGCGGUAAUGAGGAUAUGCAAAAAAUUUGGCAUCAUUACUAUGUGGGCACAAUGGCUCUCAUCUAUUGUUUUGAUAUGUCUACCACGUAUACAGAAUUGAAGCGAGCUUUCUGUUUGCUUAACGAAAUAUUGCAAAAUUGUUAUAUGAGUGGGAAGCCAGUUUUACUAGUCGCCACGAAAUCCGAUAUAGUGGAUGAAAGUAUUCAAUGGUACGACAUUGAAAACACAUUUCAAAUGGAAGCGAUGGCCCGUACUUACGGCAGCACCAUAAAACUGUGCUAUUCUAAUGUCAACACAGAUAUGGCGAGAGUCGAGAGGAAUUUCAAUUUAAAUUUAAUGGCCGGCAUUGAUUGGUUAUUCAAGUAUCUAUUGGACAAUUUCAGUAUCAUACAAAUGCGUUUAAAUUGUGAUCGAAAUAUGCAAAAUUGGGAGGUACAACGGAAUAAAUUAAUUGCCGAAGGUAAAUUAAAUCUUCGCAAAUACCAACGCUUUCCAAGACGAUCGAGCAGACAAAAAAUCUGGCGUUAUACGCAUAAACAUUUGCGGCAUUCUUCACGUAGACCGCGCACAGCACCGGCCGCAUCAUUUAGCACGUGGUCAACAGCGUUCGACAAUCAACGUACAAUGGUCGCAACGGAUUCUCAUAACUACAGAUCCGCUUCGUUGGAAACGACCAAUUCCAUUCCAGUCUUAGUGCCAAAUGCUAUAUGUAACGGUGACAUUAGGCAUCCAGAAGAAAUAACAACUGGCGUUUAA
This is a messenger RNA of Glossina fuscipes, 1062 nucleotides long. RefSeq lists its product as uncharacterized. Gene Ontology annotation, biological process: receptor localization to non-motile cilium; non-motile cilium assembly. Gene Ontology annotation, molecular function: GTP binding; GTPase activity. The record is from RefSeq and is a predicted model, not a curated record. Gene Ontology annotation, cellular component: ciliary membrane; non-motile cilium. NCBI's taxonomy places the organism in Eukaryota, Metazoa, Arthropoda, Insecta, Diptera, Glossinidae. The transcript has 4 exons. Bases 1 to 1062 code for a protein of 353 amino acids.